Clupea harengus (Atlantic herring) is the source of this 4665-nucleotide messenger RNA. Its product is annotated as zinc finger protein 646. Gene Ontology annotation, molecular function: DNA-binding transcription activator activity, RNA polymerase II-specific; RNA polymerase II cis-regulatory region sequence-specific DNA binding. Gene Ontology annotation, cellular component: nucleus. The record is from RefSeq and is a predicted model, not a curated record. Gene Ontology annotation, biological process: regulation of transcription by RNA polymerase II. The coding region runs from base 627 to 4538 and encodes 1303 amino acids. Lineage: Eukaryota; Metazoa; Chordata; Actinopteri; Clupeiformes; Clupeidae. The transcript has 6 exons.
AUAUCUCGUGUAUUUCAUCGUUUAUCGUAAUGUGAACGUGAGGGGAUAGUUUUAACACCAAAUAUUGAAUUAUAUUCAAUCGUACACAUUGUUUAGAGACGUUACCGACUCCAACCCAUCCUGCGCAACGUGACGCGCUACAGUACGUCUGCAGCCUCAUCUUCAUUCGGCUAGCAGGAAGUAUGUUGAAUAGGUGGGAAGAAAAAAGACCGAGAAGAACCAAAGUCGGUGGUUGAUCUAGGGAAAAAAAUCCAAAUGGCUAGUCAAUGAACGUGUUAAUUUCGCGCGCUCAGAUAGGGUAUCGAUCACCCCACUCAUUUACGUCUCGGAACGGAUUUGUAACAGGUUAGAUGUAGGGUGCUACAAGGUCAAAGGGGAAAACUGCAUAAUGGUAUUCCAUUCAGACAAAAUGUAGAUCUGCUCCAAGUGACCAGUCACUGCCUGGACGCACACACACUGCGCUGCUCUUGCGGGGUUGGAAUUGAAUGGCCAAGAGGAGAGAAUAUCUGUGAUUCAGUGCCCAAGCCGAGGAGGACAACGAAGACCCGGUGGAAGACGAGAGGGACUACGGACUAGCCCAGGACCUGUCCGACACGGGCUUCCGGAGUCACCUGAACAACAGCGGGAUGAUGGGCCACGACCACGACGGCCAGAACGACAAGCAGAAAUCACCCGGAUCCGAAGACGCCUGGGACCGCCCGUUCAAGUGUGACCAGUGUGACCGCACCUACAGACACCACGGUAGCUUGGUGAACCACAAGAAAUCUCAUCAGGAGGGUGCGUUUAAGUGCACCAUUUGUUACAAGCAGUUCAAUAACUUAGCAGCCCUAAGCGCGCACGAGCGCACCCACUCCAAGUUCAAGCCCCCGGGCCUGUCCAUGAGCGGCGGCCCCCUCGGCGACAACCAGAGCGACAGCCGCGGCCCCCAAAGCGACGACAUGGCCUCCUGCUUCUGCCACCUCUGCCAGGUAGCCCUGCCCAACAAAAAUGACUUCCAAGAGCACAUUCUCUUGCAUAACGCAGCCUCCUCCUCACUGGGGCUGACCCGGGGGUUCCCGGGCAUAGUGCCACAUAACCUGAGCACUGUCCGCUCCCCCGGCGUGCACCCAUACACCCCCACCCUGGGGGACCCCCUGCCGCUGCCCCCCCUGUCCGACAAGCGCUAUGACCAGAUGCUCGGCCCCCCUGUUAACAACCCCAUAUACACAUGUGCAUACUGCGGGGCGGGCCACCCCGACCUGGAGAGCCUAAAAGUUCACUACCUGACCCAUGACCCCCAUCCCCCGCCUCAUGCGCAGGAGGGCCCCUCGAUCCUGAGCACCGACAGCCUGGGCUCCAACUCCCAGCCCUCGGUGUCGUCCCCCGGAGCAGGUGAGUCCCGUGGGCAGCAGCAGCAAUCGUCCUCGGUGGACGACGGCGACCGUAGGUUUAAGUGCCAGGAGUGUGGCAAGAGCUACCGCCAUGCUGGCAGCCUGGUGAACCACAAGCGCUGCCACCAAACGGGGCACUACCAGUGCACCAUCUGCUGCAAGCAGUACCCACACCUGGCUGCCCUGCACAGCCACCUGCGCAGCCACAAGUCCCGGCCCACCACGCAGGGCCUCAACAACGAGGGCGACUGGCUGUCACCCGAGCCCCUCACGCUGGACUCUCAGCAGGGCUUUGUGCACUCCCAGGACCACGGCAGCGGUGCCACCACCCCCAUCUCCCUGCCGGGCAACCUGGGCGACGCCGCCCACUUUGUGCCCGAUGGCGGCCACAGCAGUGGCCUGGACUCACUGGAGUUCCACGACCGCUUUGACGGCUCGCUCUCCCAGGGCAACUCCGGCCACUCGCCACUGCCCCAGAGCCACCGGCAGGCCGACCGGCACAUGUGCGCCGACUGCGGCGAAAUGUACUCUGACAUCUCGGGCAUCAAGUCCCACAUGUGCCCCCAGCGCCGCCAGCAACAGGGUGGCAUGUCCAAUGGCUACAUGGGCUACCACGGGCAGGGUGGAUCCAUGCCCAGUGGCAGCAUGAAAGACUCUGGCGGCCAGCGCCGCGGCCAAGACCAGAUGCAGUACAGCAGCGGUGGCGGAGGGAGUGCCGCUGGGGGAGCCGGUGGCCCCUCCCAUGGAAGCGGGCAUAGUGCCGGCGGCAGUGGUGGCGGUAAGCGCAUGGACAACAAGGGCGGCGAGGAUGACGACGACGGCGAGGUGUACCAGUGCUCUGUGUGCGGCAACCACUACGCCAGCCUGCGGGCACUCCGGAGCCACUUGCGCAGCCACGGCACCGUGCAGGGCGGCAACCAGGGCGCCGGGCCGUCCGCCCUCUCCCCUACCAGCGAGCAGGAGUGGCGCAGACGCCAGGAGGGCGGCGAGGGGGGCCUGAUGAUCUGCAGCACCUGUGGCCAGAGCUUCUCCCGCAAGCAGGACCUGGUCAACCACCAGCAGCUGGUCCAUGGCAUCACACGGCCAGACGGCGCCAGCAUGAGCACUAGUGCCUCCACCAGCAAUGGCAAAAUGGACGGAAGCCGGAACCACAUUUGUGUGGACUGCGGCAUGUUCUUUGCCGACCGCCACCACCUGAUCACACACUUGUGCCCAGGCAAGGCCAGAGGCGGGGCACUGGGGAAAAGCAUGAACGGGGCAAAGGGCAUGACAGGGGGCGCUGGCACCAGCAGUGGGCUGCCCGGUGACCACAACCGGUCGAUUGGCGACGGCGAUCGCCCCCACAGGUGCGACCAGUGCGGCAGGAGCUACCGGCACCCUUGCUCUCUGCUUAACCAUAAGAAGUCGCAUAAGACUGGUGUCUUCCGAUGCCUGGUCUGCCAGAAACGCUACUACAACCUGCUGGCCCUCAAGAACCAUCAGAGGACCCACUUUGACCUUAAAAGUAGGCACAAGUGCGAGGAGUGCGGGAAGGCUUUCAAGAUCCAGAAGCAGCUGGUCAAUCACCUGAGGCUCCACGAGGAACACCGCGCCAAGAACCAAGCCCGCCAAGGCAUGAAUCCCAACGGGGGCCGCUACGAGGGGGGUCCGUCCCAGAUGCAGCCCAUGAACCAGGGACGGGUCCAGAACCCUGGGAAGUACCAGCACCAUGGCCAGCACGGGCAGCACAGCCAGCACGGCCAACACAUGCACCAGCAGCAGCAGCACGGCCAACACGGGCAGCACCAGGGCUUCAAGAAGCCCUACGAGGCGGCGGGCACCUCUCGCCCACCACAGCCCGACGACCCCGAGGGUCGGCGCCCGUUCGCCUGUGACCAGUGCGGACGCACCUACCGGCACGCCGGCAGCCUGGCCAACCACAAGAACCUGCACAAGACCGGCGAGUACCACUGCAAUGUGUGCAACUCCACCUACCCCAACCGGCUGGCCAUGAAGAACCACCUGCGCAUGCACUUCGCCAUGAAGAAGUUCACCUGCCCCGACUGCGGCCGCGGCUUCCGCACCCAGCGCCAGCUGGAGACUCACACCACCAACCAGCUGUGCAAGGACCUGCCAGGCACCAGCGGCCAGGGUCCCGUGGCUGACUACGAGUGUGACAGCUGCGGCGAGGGCUUUGCCACCGCCACUGAUCUGGCCUCACAUGACUGCGCUGCCUCCGGGAUGCCCUCGUCGUCGGCCUCCCUCAACAGCUCCAGCCUGAGCAUGGAGACUGGCGAGCUGGGCUCCCCCGAGCGGGACGAGCGCCCUUUCGCCUGCGACCUGUGCGGGUGCGCUUACAAGCAUGCCAGCAGCCUGCUCAACCACAAGAACACGCACAAGACGGGCAACUUCAGCUGCUCCUUCUGCGACAAGCCCUACACCAACUACAUGGCUCUGCGCAACCACAUGCGCAUCCACACCCAGAAGAAGCGGCACAUCUGCAACACGUGUGGCAAAGCCUUCCGCCUGGCCCGCUUCCUCCGCAACCACCAGAGGGUCCACGAGGAGGGCCACACCCGCUUCGGCUGCCCCAGCUGCGGGAAGAGCUUCCAGGGGAGGUCGGGCCUGGCCAGGCACCGCUGCGGGGACAACCAGGUAGGCAAGGAGGGCAGGAGGAAGGCCGCAUCAAGCGCGCGAGAGGGAGAAGAGUGCCGGUUCACAUGUGAACAGUGCGGCCGCUCCUACCGUCAUGCCAGCUCCCUCCUCAACCACAAGAACACCCACACCGUCGGCAUCUACCACUGCGCCGUCUGCCUCAAGACCUACUCCAACCUGCUGGCGCUCAAAAACCACCGCCGCAUCCACUCGGAGACGCGCCGCCACCGCUGCCCCGAGUGCGGCAAGGCCUUCCGCGUCUCCUCCCAGCUGCAGAACCACCGGCGCGUGCACCUCAAGGAGCGCGAGCUGGCCUGCACCCUCUGCCAGCGUAGCUUCCCCAGCCAGGCCAGCUUCCGCCUCCACCAGGAGAUGCAGCACGGCAUCGCCCGCAAGCAGCCCCAGCAGCAUCAGCACCACCACCACCACCACCACCCCCCACACUCCUCCUCCUCGGGCGGCGGGGGGAUGUCUCACGGAGGUGGGUGGUGGUGGCGGUGGCGGAGGGGACCUGGGCUGGGGCUCUGGGCUUGACCUCACUCUCAUGCAGGCCCAGGGCCUGGACCCCAACGGCCUCCCCAAGCUGACGCCUUCCCUGCACGGCCCCGGGGGUAGCGGCUCCGGCGGCCAGCCGUCCUCCCGCGGCCGUGACGGGGACGCG